GAAUACCCGCAUCAACUUGAGUGUGAUCAACGUCUUUCUAUCCCUCUUCCAUCAUGUCGACAUACCCAGUCCAGGUUUCCAACAUCUCCUCCUCCACUACCCAGGAGCAUCUCUCUGAAUUCUUCUCUUUUUGCGGCAAGAUAUCAUCCAUCGACUUCAACCCAGAGAAGCAGUCGGCGACGAUUCAUUUUGAAAAGCCCUCCGCCGCCAAGACGGCGCUCAUGCUCAACGGCGGCAGCCUCGAUGGCGCGACGCUCACCGUGACAAGUGAGAAGGAACAUCCCGACGAGGUGCCUGGCACGCAACACGAGGGCGCGUACGAGCAGAGCGACAAGCCCCGCGCGGCGAUUGCGGCCGAAUACCUUGCCAAAGGAUAUCAGCUCCACGACGCCAUCCUUCAGCGCGCGAUCGAGCUGGAUAAUAAGCACGGUAUCUCGUCGCGCUUCCUCAAUUACAUCCAAUCGCUUGACAAGCAGCUCGGCGAGAAGGCACUAGGACCAGACAAGACCAUCUCGGGGCGUGUGCAGGAGACGCUCGCGAGUGCGACGCAGCAGGCGCGUGCGAUCGACGAGCAGAAGGGCUACAGCAAGCAGGCGAGUGAUUACUACGCCCGCGCAAUUGCCUCGCCGUUCGGACAGAAGGUCAUGCAGUUCUACACCACAACAUCGAAGCAGGUGUACGACAUCCGUGAAGAGGCGAAGCGCAUCGCUGAGGCUCAAAAACAAGCAGGUGCCAAUGUAUCGACACCUUCGGAGAAGUCUACUGGCGCUGGCAGCAGCGCGCCCACGGGCGCCGCGGUCGGCUCUGCGGGUGGAGGCGUCAGUGGCGCGUAAGUGGAAUUAUGGUAGUACUUGUUGAUAUAUGAUCAAGUUCCGAAGGGUUUGCUACGUUGUACUUUACGAAAUGUUCAUGAAAUGGUACCCCGUUAUGAUGUGUCGUUAG
Molecule: messenger RNA, 942 nt
Organism: Laetiporus sulphureus 93-53
Lineage: Eukaryota; Fungi; Basidiomycota; Agaricomycetes; Polyporales; Laetiporaceae
Exons: 6
Coding region: 54-833 (259 amino acids)
Molecular function (GO): RNA binding
Source: RefSeq, a predicted model, not a curated record